Fulmarus glacialis (Northern fulmar) is the source of this 1911-nucleotide messenger RNA. It is a transcript of the gene TNFRSF11A, whose product is annotated as tumor necrosis factor receptor superfamily, member 11a, NFKB activator. Gene Ontology annotation, molecular function: tumor necrosis factor receptor activity; cytokine binding. The transcript is spliced from 10 exons. The annotation marks the transcript as partial. Gene Ontology annotation, biological process: lymph node development; multinuclear osteoclast differentiation; response to interleukin-1. The record is from RefSeq and is a predicted model, not a curated record. Gene Ontology annotation, cellular component: external side of plasma membrane. NCBI's taxonomy places the organism in Eukaryota, Metazoa, Chordata, Aves, Procellariiformes, Procellariidae.
AUGGUCCAGAGUUCAUGUAGUAGAAGAAAGGCUGUUGUUGGAUUUCCACGAGCAGCAAUGGCUGAAAGUCGCAGGGUGGGCUGCAGGAGAGUCCUGCUCUGCAGCCUGCUCGGCAGGCUCCAGUUGUCACUACAAAUCACUCCGCCGUGUGAAAGCGAACAACACUAUGAAUACUCUGGACGGUGCUGCACAAAAUGUGAGCCAGGAAAGUACAUGGCUGCUAGAUGCACUGGUACUUCUGAUAGCGUGUGUCAGCCGUGUGGCCCAAACGAGUAUAUGGACGUCUGGAAUGAAGAAGACAAAUGCUUACUACAUAAAAUAUGUGAUCAAGGGAAAGCUUUGAGAGAAGUGAACCCAGGGAACAGCACGUUCCAGCGGCAGUGUGCUUGUACGAUGGGCUACCACUGGAAUGAAGACUGCGACUGCUGUCAGCGAAAUACCAUAUGUGCUCCAGGAUUUGGAGUUGAGCAUCCUGUGCAACAAGACAAGGACACAAUGUGUACACCAUGUCCCAGAGGCUACUUCUCAAAGGUUGCUUCAUCCACCGACGAGUGUAAAUCCUGGACCAACUGUACAGCUCUAGGAAUGGCAGAAAUAGUGCCUGGGACUGACAAGUCAGAUGCAGUUUGCGCAGAACGGAAGAUUCCUGAGCCAUCGGAAGACGGAACAAACAGGAUCUUAUACGUGUUGAUUGUCGUCUUGUUUUUUGUGGCACUAGUUGGCAUUGUCAUCUUCAUCGUGUACUACAAGAAUAAGGGAAAAAAGCUGACAGCAGAUCUACAGAAUUGGGCUAACGAAGUGUGCAGCCAAAUAAAAGGAACAAAGGAGCCGCCAAGGGAUGCAUUUGUUACCGGGAACACGAAUGCUGCUGUCCCCCAGACCUCUGAAGGCGUGUGUCUCCUGGGCCCCGCUGGUUCUCUUGCCCCUGGAAACUCGUGCUGCACCAGCGGUCACGCUCCUUGCAGGAACGGGAGCCCCGGCACGGCGCCAUGCGAGGCGGGAGGGAGCCUCCAAGAGUUUUCUGUGGUAACUGAGACUGAAGAUGACCAUUUCCCACCAGUUCCCAUGGAAGAUGAAUACAUGGAUAAGGAUCUCAACACCAGUGAUUAUUUAUCUUUACUGAGUCAGACUGCCAGUAAAACCGUGUCGUCAUUUUCAGAACCAAUGGAGGCAGGGGAGAACGACAGCUUAAAUCAGUACUUUUCAGGGAUUGGGAGCACAGAGGACCUGUCAGUCUCUCAAGGCUCUCACCCUUCCUCCGACACGGACGGGGCACACGUUGCCACGGACAGACCCCUUCAGAAAUCUUGCCAACGUGCCCACAGUUGCCUGAAGGAGACAGGCAACAAAGACACAGAUCGUUUUGCAACAAACUAUGUCUCAGAGAAGAUCUGUGUGAGGUGUGGCAUUUCGUACAGGGAAUCUCCUAGAAAGUGGAGCAAACCCUCUUGUGCUGCGGCUGACAGUGCCUCCACCUCCCCAGAAACUGGAUCCUACGCACAGUGCACCUGUGGCUUGAAUUUUCUCUCUGCUGGUCAGAGCACUCUAGCAAGUGACCAUGGUAUGGAAGAUGCAUCUUCGGAUAGUAGCAACAUCAAGUACCAGAACACAAACAGAAGCACUUCGGGGACAAACAGCACCACUUCAGACCUCCCUCCAGCAUCUGGAAAUGUGACUGGAAACAGUAACUCCACCUUUAUCUCAAGUGGACAAGUAAUGAAUUUCAAGGGCGACAUCAUUGUUGUCUACCUUAGCCAAAACUCCCAGGAGGGGGCAACGGCCUCGGGGCCGAGCGAGGAGAACGUGGGCAGCCCUGUGCAGGAGGAAAACCUCAGCCGCUGCGAGACUUUUGCCGGCAACGCCCAGCACUACAAGGAGAAGUGUGCCGAGCUGCAGGGCGCCUGCCCGGUG